AUGCUCCCAACUCUCUGCCGUCAAACAGUGGAGAAAAAUCAGCCAUCGCUGGUGAGAUGGCCUGGGUGCCGGGACUGCAAGGAUCAGAGAGCAAAACCUGCGUCUCUCUCCGCUUUGGUCGGGAGGUCCGCGUCUGGAGGCACCGAGCGAGUGACGCCGCCCGAGCCCCGCUACCGGGAGCGCCCAGGCGCGCGGCCCGCCCCGAGACGCGUGGCGUCCUCGCCCGCGUUUCCUCUCCCAAAACCAUCCUGCUGGAGGGCAACGCUGCUGCCGCCGCGUGCCCCCGGCCCGGAAGGAGGGGGCCGCUCCGUAUCGGGACAGGCUCGCGCGCCGCGGCCCGCGCCCAGGAUGGAGCCGGAUCCCUCCUGCAGCCGCGCAGCGGGGCCCGGGACGCGUGACCCCGAGCCCACUGCACCCCCACUGCACCCCCGCGGGGGCGGCGCAGCCCUCCUCGUGCCCCCACCUCUCUCGCCGCCGACCAGACGAGGCCCCCGCUCUCACGAAGGGAGAAGCAGGGGGACCGCAGUGGAGCGGGGAUCCGGCCUGGAGCAACAGGACCGGUCCCGGGUCGGGAACGGGGAGGAGGGCAGACAGGGAGCCGCAGAAAACCCCAACACCGGCAGCCCUCCCCCUCCCGGUGGGACCGUCCCGCCACCGCUUCCUGCCCGGGAUCAGCUUCCCAGCUGCAGCCACAGGAAAAAUCCGAGCCGCCCCUGCAAAUCCGCAGAGACCAGACGCUCGGCCCCGGGAUUCCCCCGUCCCGGGCCAGCCAUUCCGCAGCUCCGCACCCCUCCUUACCCGGACGCCGCACUCAGGAGCUCGCUCGCCGAGGGGACCAGACCCGCUUCAGCCCCAGCCGCCGGCCCGCCGCGCCCGCCUCCUCCCUCCGCUAGGUUUCAAAUUGAAAUUCCCUGGCUGGGGCCGUCAGAGGACUCGCGCGCCAGCCCCGCCCCCUCGCGGCGGAAGCUCCUCCCGCACCCCCGCCGGACGCGCCCCCGGUGCGGAAACCCCCGCGGGCCACGACACGCCCCCUACGCCCAGGCCACGCCCCCUCCCCGCCCCGGCCUGUGCGACCGACUCUUUCAGCGGGAUUAG
This is a messenger RNA of Odocoileus virginianus texanus, 1095 nucleotides long. Its product is annotated as basic proline-rich protein-like. The record is from RefSeq and is a predicted model, not a curated record. Lineage: Eukaryota; Metazoa; Chordata; Mammalia; Artiodactyla; Cervidae.